This is a messenger RNA of Verticillium alfalfae VaMs.102, 2286 nucleotides long. RefSeq names its product pectate lyase. The record is from RefSeq and is a predicted model, not a curated record. Lineage: Eukaryota; Fungi; Ascomycota; Sordariomycetes; Glomerellales; Plectosphaerellaceae. The transcript has 6 exons. The coding region runs from base 1 to 2286 and encodes 761 amino acids.
AUGAAGUCGCCUGCCUUUGCGACGAUUGUCGCCUUUGCCCUCGGCACCGCAGCCGUUCUGGCUCAGGGCGAUCCAGCGCCGAAACCUCCCAGCUCUCGGCUCCGUGUGAUUCUCAACCCCGCCCGCGUCCGGGCCCUUGACGAGCCUGACUUCAAGCUGUGGACCAUUACCGGCGAGCCCAAGAGCGUCUCUACCACCUUUGGCGACACUUCUAUCACUGUCGCUGCCGCCAACUCCACCAUCGCGGGCGCGUCUUACAAGUGGCACUACACUCGCCGCGUAGCGCCGUUGGGUGAGAGGGUCGUGGCCCAGGGCAUCUCGACGAACACCGACGAUGCGGGCAACAAGCCUAUGACCAUUUCCAUUACGGGACUUCCAGCCGGCGAGCACUCGCUGCUUACCUGGCACAACGCUUGGGACAGCCUGAAGGCAGUCGCAUCUCUGACCGUGAAGGUCAACGGCGAGGCUGCGGAGACGCUUGCCCAAUCAGUGCGCGUGGACAACAUCUGGGAAUCUGCUCAUUCUUUCGUUCAAUUCACUGUUUCUGGUGCAAACGAUACAACCAACAUUGAGUUCAUACCUGCCGGCGCCGACGGCCGUGUCUUCCUCAACGGCUUCGAAAUAGAUACUCCCGACAUCGACAACGUCGUCAGUUUCCCGGAGCCGAACAAUCGCGACGAGCGUGUCCAGCUCGAGGGCGGUGACACUUAUGAGGCAUCCUGGCGGGCCCCCGAUGCCAAAUCACCAAAAUACAAUGUCUACAUUGGCACGUCACCUACAGAGCUGAAGAGCUUGGCCUUGGGUCUGGACAAGACAUCGACCACGCUUGACGGCGGUCGCGGUGGUCGAGUCAUCCAUGUCACCAGCCUUGAGGAUAGCGAAGAGGAGGGUACUCUGCGCUAUGCUCUGGCCGUUGCUCGAGGUCCUCGUUACGUUGUUUUUGACGUGGGAGGCGUCAUCACCACCACGUCUCGCAUGGUUGUUAGCGACCAAUAUGUAACAGUCGCCGGCCAGACGGCUCCUGGGAAGGGUAUCAUCGUUCAGGGGCACCCACUGGGCCUAUCUGGUGCCAUUGAUACCAUCUUCCGCCACAUCAAGGUGCGGCCCGGCACGGUCUCUGGCGAGACAGUCGAUGCUAUGGGCAUGGCGGGCUCCAACCACUGCAUCCUGGAUCGCUGCUCCAUGGGAUGGGGUAUUGAUGAGAAUUUUUCUUCUCGCAACGCGGCCAACAUCACCUUCCAGCGCAGCAUGAUCUCCGAACCUCUGAAUGUCGCCGGUCAUAAGAACUAUCCGCCCGGCCGGGAGCACGGAUUCGCUGCGACGGUCAGCGGUAACGUCGGCUCUUUGCACCACAACCUCAUUGCGCACGCCGAGGGUCGCAGCUGGAGCAUGGGCGGUGGUUUGGAUGACGAGGGCAAAUUCGGAGGGCGUCUAGAUAUUCGUAACAAUGUCGUGUAUAAUUUUGAUGGCGGUGCGCACGAGGUCAACUUUGUCGGAAAUGUCUACAAGCAGGGCCCUGCCAGCAAUCUCACUUAUGCUCUGCGUGCCCAGUACGAGAACCAGCUGCCCGGCCAGCAACAAUACUACUGCGAGGGUAACUCCAUGCCUGGCGUCUUCGACCAAGACUCGGUGCAAUACGCAUCUCCCGAUGGAACGGGCUCCAACAAGAACGUCGCCUGCUGGGCCGAUGUGACAAUUAGCCCGGCUCCCUCUUACCGCAAGUUUUAUGAUCAGCCCCAGCCGGUCGUUGACAAUCACGACUCUCGCAUCUUCAACGAGACACUCACGGGCACCUACACGUACAAGGGCUCCAAGUCCGGCAAGCUCGGUCUCAUUGACAACCCAGCGGACGUAGGUGGUCUCGAGGAUUUCCCCACCGUCACGCGCGAGGCUUCCUGGGAUGCCGACGGCGACGGCAUCGCCGACUGGUGGGACGGUUCCACCGGUGGUGAUGGCUAUGAGCCUAUCGAGGGGUACCUCAACUUCAUGGCGGAUCCCCACGCGUAUGUUGCACCGGGCAAGUCUGUGAUUAUCGACCUGAAGGAUCUCUUCCGGGGGUUCGAGAAAAAGCCCACAUUUACUGCGGCGGGGGCAGAAAAGGGAAGCGUGGGAGUAGAAGGGUCGUGGGCCACAUACACCGCUGGUGAUGAGGCUGGUAUCGACUACAUCGAGCUGACGGUCAAGGACAGCGAGGGAGGCAGCUGGACGAGGACGUUUGGCGUGGCCGUCUUUGAAGGGGCACCGGCUUCUGGACCUCCCAAGUGCCGCAGGGCAAUGCAAGUCUGA